Molecule: messenger RNA, 1624 nt
Organism: Teleopsis dalmanni
Lineage: Eukaryota; Metazoa; Arthropoda; Insecta; Diptera; Diopsidae
Gene: Clc
Product: clathrin light chain
Exons: 1
Coding region: 257-895 (212 amino acids)
Biological process (GO): clathrin-dependent endocytosis; intracellular protein transport; clathrin coat assembly
Cellular component (GO): plasma membrane; clathrin coat of trans-Golgi network vesicle; clathrin coat of coated pit
Molecular function (GO): structural molecule activity; clathrin heavy chain binding
Source: RefSeq, a predicted model, not a curated record
AAAUAAUCAUGACGUAUUGUUAGUAGCUUAUAAGAAAGGAAUUUAAUGAAAUAUAAUCAUUUCGUGGGCAUACGUAGUUUUAAAAUUAAGAGCUGUAGUUUCAUACAAAGUGGUGAAAUUUCGUUAAUCGUAAUUUUACACAUAUAUCAAAAUAGUGUUAGUAGUAUUUGAUAAAGUACUAAAUACUACUUGUAAAAUAAAUACCUAGAUUAAAGAAUUCUCCACAUUUGAUUUUUUGAGAUACGCCCAUUAAAAAAUGGAUUUUGAUGAUUUUGGUGCCAAUAGAGAAGAAAUUGAUCCAGCUGCAGAAUUCUUAGCACGUGAGCAUUCUGUAUUAGGUGACUUAGAAGCUGAAAUAAUAUUGGAGAGUAAUGUUAAUACAUCUAACAUAGAUGACUCUGUGCCAACAAACGACGAGGGUAUACCCGUAUGUGGAGGAUUAGGGUCGUCGACAGGCAGUUUCGAGUUAAUUAGUGGUGAAUCAAAUGAUCUUGUAGGUUUGUCUGGUCCUCCGCCUUCGCGAGUAGAACCAGAAAAAAUCCGUUUGUGGCGCGAAGAACAGAAAAAACGUUUAGAAGAAAAAGAUAAAGAAGAGCAACGAAAAAAAGAGGAAUUACGCCAACAAGCUAAGCAGGAACUUGAACAUUGGUUACGUCAAACUGACGACUCCAUUGAAAAAACAAAAACUGCGUCACGGAAUGCAGAAAAACAUUCUGCUGUCUUGGAAAAUGAUGGACAACACACAGAACAAGCUGCAGAGUGGGAACGCAUUGCAAAGUUAUGUGAUUUUAACCCAAAAGUCAACAAAUGUGGAAAGGACGUUUCUCGUAUGCGUUCCAUUUACUUGCAUCUAAAGCAAACACCGAUUUCAUCACAGAAAACUGUUCAAAUAUGAAUGUUGUAACACUAAUUUCGAUAAUGCAUGUUACAAAAUUAUAUCGAUAAUGUUUAUAACUAUGGAUUCAUAAAUUAAAAUUAUUUGAGUUAGCUAAUGCAAAUUACUUCUUUAUAUAAAAUAUAUGAAUGACAAAAAUAAUAUUAGGCUAUAGAAUUUGGAUAUAAAAACCAAACGAAUUAUUUAAAUUGUAUUUUACAAUUAUUCUAAUGUUUAAAACUUCAAAAUUAAAUUUACUGAAUGAGCAAAUGGUUUUAAUGGCUUCAAAGUUUUAUCAUACUGAAUUUAUUUUGAAUUAACUUCAUUUCUGUAUUAUGAAUUAGCAUUAAAUCAAACUACUUACAUGACUAUUUAGUAGCAGUGGUAUACAAUAAAAUCUGUAUAAUAUCAAUAAAUUGAUUUUUGUCUUCAUAUAAUAUUUGUUGCGGUGAUGAACUUGCAUAUAAAAUACUUUUAGUCAGUUUUAUUUACAUUACAUUGUUUUGAAAUAUUAAUCCAAAUUGUCCCCGUAGCAAUGAUGUAGUCAGACAAAGUGUUAUAAAAAUUUAUGUCCGUAAACUUUGAAAGUUGUAUUUUUAUGGUUUGUGGUGAAUGCUCUGAGAUUUCAAUAAAAUAUCUUGUUUCCCAGCCAGCAUUUAACAACGCGGAAGAUUAAAAAUAUUAUCGCCCAGCUAUUGUUAACACUCGCGAACGUGCAUGCGAAAUCAUCGCGGAAUAGUGUUUCGACUG